Molecule: messenger RNA, 1817 nt
Organism: Brachypodium distachyon (stiff brome)
Lineage: Eukaryota; Viridiplantae; Streptophyta; Magnoliopsida; Poales; Poaceae
Product: cyanohydrin beta-glucosyltransferase
Exons: 2
Coding region: 93-1535 (480 amino acids)
Molecular function (GO): UDP-glycosyltransferase activity
Source: RefSeq, a predicted model, not a curated record
CUAUAUAUAUAUAUCUUCUACCGCCACCGCCAGUAAGCUACGCCCGAAAACGGGAGCCUGUCUGAUUUAGGUGCAGAGCGAUCGUCGCAUAUAUGGCCGCCCCGGAGAAGAAGCCAUGCCACGUGGUGUUGGUGCCAUUCCCGGCGCACGGCCACGUGGCGCCUCACAUGCAGCUCGCCCGCCUCCUCCACGCCCGUGGCAUCCACGUCACGCUCGUCCACACGGAGCUACACUACCGCCGCCUCGUCCAAGCCAACAACGGCACCGUUGCAACGACAGUCAAUAUUCCAGGUUUCGGCGUCGAGGUCAUCCCCGACGGACUGUCGCUAGAGGCACCACCGCAAACGCUUGCAGCGCACCUCGAAGCGCUGGAGCAGAACUGCUUCGAGCCGUUCAGGGAGCUUUUGCGUGCGUUGGAGGAUCCCGACGACGUGCCACGGUUGAGCUGCGUCAUCGCGGACGCGCCCAUGUCGUUCGCUUCCCUGGCUGCGCGCGACGUUGGCGUGCCCGACGUGCAGUUCUUCACGGCGUCGGCGUGUGGGCUGAUGGGGCACUUGCAGUUCGAGGAGCUCAUAAAGAGGGGACUAGUUCCGCUCAAAGGAAGCAGCUACAAAACCGAUGGCACCUUUGACGCCACACUAGACUGGGUGCCCGGGAUGAAGGGCAUGCGGCUCAAGGACAUGCCGACUUUCUGCCACACUACGGACGCUGACAACGCGCUGCUCCGGAUCCACGUCCGGCAGAUGCACGUCGUGGCCACCUCCAAGGCCAUCAUCCUCAACACCUUCCACGACUAUGAGAAGGACGUCGUCGACGCGCUCGCGGCUUUACUCCCGCGCAUCUACACCGUCGGCCCUCUCUCCAGUAUCAUGGCGGCGUCGCUCACAGCGGCCCCAACGAGCAACGGCGGUGACUUCUCUGGCUUGACCGACACGGCCCCUACUAGCCUCUUGCAGGAGGACACGGGAUGCAUCAAGUGGCUGGACGGCAAAGAGGCUCGCUCCGUCGUGUACGUGAGCUACGGCAGCCAUGCCGCGAUGAGCUCCGAGAAAAUUAAGGAGUUCGCGUCCGGCUUGGAGAGCUGCGGCUAUCCUUACCUAUGGGUUCUACGGCCGGACAUGGCCGCGGACGUUGAGGUUGGCAAAAACGGGCUGGUCGUGCCUUGGUGCGCCCAGGAGGCCGUCCUAGCGCACCCAGCGGUAGGGCUUUUCGUGACGCACUGUGGGUGGAACUCGAUCCUGGAGACCGUGAUGGCCGGCGUGCCAGUGCUUGGGUGGCCCAUGAUGUCUGAGCAGACGACCAACUGCCGGCAAGUGAGCAUGUCGUGGAAGAUCGGAACCGAGCUGCCGCAGGAGGCACGGGGCCAUGAAAUCGCGGCACUGGUGAGAGAGAUGAUGGUAGGGAAGAAGGGGCUGGAGGCGAGGGAGACGACCCUCAAGUGGAAGAGACUUGCUGAAGAUGCUACAAAAGAAGGUGGAUCAUCCUAUGGUAACCUUGGUAGUUUCGUGGAGGAUGUCCUGCAUGAGGGAUUCUGAUCUUUUGCGUUCGUUUUAUCAAUUUUUUCGUACCUUAUAAAUUAUAUCAAUUGGUAAUUAAACACAAUGAAUAUUUGUUGGUACUACAAAACUCUCAUUUCAGCAAUGUAAAAGAAGUCGCAGACCGUUCUUCAUUCCAUCCGUAGAAAAUUGUUGGUGGCCUAAUGAACGCCACGGGCAGAGAGAAGCCCCGUUGGUGAGCUAUCAAUGUAACCCAUGGGUGUUGUGUGGAGAAACCGUUUGUGACAUAUAUAGCCAUGUCAUGGACAUUUGUAGCUAAAA